AUGUCCUGGAAUUGGCAGAAGAACGGAGCGCCCUUUGACGAAGCAGCUGACAACUUUAUCAAGAAGUGCAAGCUGGAUGAUGCUUCAAUCACACUGCUGUCAGGCAUUCCGGAGGCCUUAAAGGAGGAGAUCAUAUCCAAUUCAAGCUUGGAUUGGGAAACAGGCUUGUCAUACAAGCGAUUCUUUAGAAUCGUGCAAGAUGCCUGGAUAUCACAACUUCGCCUGCAAGAGCACCGUGAACUGAUGAACAUGAUUCGAGAUGUACCCGAGGAGGACAUGCGGAUUGUGAUCAUGAAGUUCGACAAAACGCGCACCAAGGACAAAAAUGUGGCCGCAAGGUUGAUGAGCUUUAUCCAAUCCGUUCUGCGAACUAGCCAACAUGAGCAAGGAACGCCAUAUCGCUCCAUGGUAGCUGAUUGCUUCAUACCUGAGAAGGAUGUCGGAAGGAUUUUGGGUGAGUGCGGGACCACCAUGAAGAAGAUCGUGCAGCGCAUUUGUGAGGUUCUCCAGCAUGAUGAUCGCAAGCAUGGGCAUCGCCCGCUUGUGCAGAUGGCCUACAGUGAUGGUUGUGGGCGCUUUGAAGUUUUGCUGUAUCCACCUUUCAACAAUGAGUCGGCCUUUGAGGAUGCCUCAGUGGCAGUGCGUGAGAUGGUACAGCACAUCAUAGAAAACCCCAAUGAUUUUCUUCAGACAUCAAACUGCAAGAUGCCACCACGCCUUCAAUUGGAUGAUUGGCUGUGCCCGAACAAAAAAUGCAGAAAUGUAUGCUUUGCACGGCGUACAACUUGCUUACGCUGUGGAGAGCCCAAGCCAGCAGAAUGGACUCCAGCUCAUCUCGCGCAGAAUGGCAAGCAGAAGAGGAUUCGAGUGGUCCCAAUGAAGGAAUUGGUGAAGGAGAUGGAGCUUGCAAGCGAUUGCUGCAGAGUUCUUUGGCUCAUUCCUGAAGAUGAGCGCCUCCACUUACUUGGCCCUGAAGGUCAUACAGUUCAAAGCAUCAAGCACGAGGCAGGCUUGCAUAGCCUUCUUCUUACACGCGAGGCGGAAACCGAGACGUAUUUUGGAGAAGUUUAUGCUCAAGUGCAUAUUGCAGGAAGGCCUGAAGGCACCAGAAAGGCACUGACUACAAUAAACGCCCUGGUCGGCGGUCGUCUGGCAGAAGAUGGGUUUGAACAGCUGCUGGAAGCAUCCAAGUCUGCCCUGCGAGUUUCUCCAGCUGGGCUCACGUUCCAGUGCUUGACAGAGUUGCCCGAAAUUCGAGAAGCAAUGGCUCGAACAAGAUUGUUGCGGCAAGCCGUGGGCCUGCGAACUCUUCUCGAGAUCCUGGGCCAGUGGCCGGAAUACUUUUGCAUACACAGGCAAUUGGAAGUCGCGGAAGCAUCGUUCUGGCUGGCGCAUUGCAUCGUCUUUUUGGGGCUUAGCGGCAAUCCUGUUGGCAAUGCUGGCGCGAAAGCCAUUGCUGCCGCUGCGGCUGCUUGUACUCAGGAUCCGCGCUGCUUAAGCUUUCGUGCGCCCUGGGGGCUCGAGCAGCUGGACCUAGCGCGUACGCAGGUGGGGCAAGAUGGCUGUGACGCGCUGGCUGGAGCUGUGGCAGCACGGGCUGCCCUGGCCACAGAGGCUAGCCACCGUCUCGCGGAUGGGACGCUGAACCAGGCCGAGCUUGAGGAGAAGUGGGGAAGACGCCACCCAUCAGGUUUGGCAGUUGCGGGGGUGGAGGCAUGUAGUGCUGAAGUGACUGCAAUGCUUCAUUCGGCCCACGUUCGUUUGGCGGCCCACUGGCCUUUCAGCAGCGAGGACAUGCAACUCCCAAGCAGUCGGGCUUUGGAUAGCACGCAGCUUCCGUGGCUCACCGCUGAAGAGGACUCAGACAUGGAGGAUGUUGCGCAGAAGGAGGCUGGCCUUGUCAACGUUCAGCUUGAAGAGUCUUACUUUGGUGGAGUGUGUCAACGCUUUGCACCUAAGCUAGCAGACACGCUUUCUUGUAACGUAGAUAAGUCCAAGAACUUGGUGGAGCAAGUUCAGGCAGCUCCUGCGGACAGCACAGCAGAAGCAGCAACGCACAAAAGAUCAGCUCCUGCCAAAGGCAAGGGCAAAAGCACUGCAGCCAAGGGCAUGGGCCCGCCUCCCAAAGGGAAGGGCAAGACGUUGCCUUGCAAAGGAAAGCACAAGGGCGCUGAGGGCAAAGAAAGAACCGAAGACAAUCCAACCAAGCGACCGGCCCCCUUUGGACGAAGGAUCCAUUGGGUGCAGCCUCGGUACAGUCAGCCUGCUCAUGAAACAGUUUUUGGCGAUGCAGACGCUGCCGUUGAUCUGGACACCGAUGCGCUCGCGUCUUUACUUAACGGAACAAACACAAAGACGGCACCAAAGAGUCGUGCCACACAACAACGAAAGGCUGAAGGGAUCAAGGUUCUGGAUGCCUCCCGAGCACAGAACAUUGCCAUCGUUUUGAGCAAGCUGCCGGUGUCGUCAGAGGAGGUGUGCGAGGCACUGGAAUCUCUUGAAUUUUCUCGACUUGCAAUUUCUGACGACAUGGUGGAGUUGUUGACAAGUGUGUUACCGACGCACGAAGAAUCGCUGAAGCUGAAGAGCCACCAGAAUUCUCCUGAGUUAUUGCGCGACAUUGAGCAGAAGGUGCUGCCGUUCUGUUUUCUCCAGCGAGCAACUGCCCGGUUACGGCUUUUCCGGCUUGCUGCCUCUCAUGCAGAGAAUUCAAGGGCUUAUUUGAGGCGCUGUCAAACCCUGAGUCUAGCUGCAAUGGAAGCAAAGAGCAGCCUAGAGCUUCGCAAGGUGUUGGCCAUGAUACUUCAAAUUGCCAAUUACAUCAACCAUGGCAAAGAUUUCGGCGGUGGCGCUCAUGCUUUCUCGAUAGAGACACUUGCUGCAAUCACCUCUUUCAGGCUGGGCAGCAUGUCUACCCUGCAAUUUCUGUGCGUCACCCUGCGGCGGGCCAACCCAACGUUUUUGGAAUCCUUAUCUGGAAGCUUGAUGAACGUGCCAGCAGCUGCCAGGGAAAAGAGUGUACAUUUGAAGUCCUGCGUUCAAUCCUUCUUGAAAGAGGUCGAAUUCGCAGAACGAGAGGUCUUGCACCUGCCGGAGGAUCAACCUGCAUCAGAGGCCAUGGCAACUUUGUUAAAGGAUCUUCAAGCAGAAGCGGCUGACCUCACGGAUUCAUUGGCUGCUGCAUUUGACAAGUGCGAGGAGGUGCAAGAAUAUUUCUGCACCUCCGAAGAAAAGCAGAAGGAUACUACACCACCUUAUGAGCUAUUCUUUUCAUAUUUGUCCGACUUCCUGGACUCUCUGCGAAAAGCUUGGAAGGAGACGCAGCCUGCUAGUCAACAAAACAGGCCACCAGCGACACAGAGGCCACGACGGCGUCGAGACUCUGAGAAGCCGAGGGCAGAUACGAGCACAACCAGAGUGAGCCUGACAACUUGCCGAAGAGCUUUCCCUGACGAGUCUGUUCCUGGCACACGGCGUAAUUCAGGUGGCAUUGUUAGCAGCACGCAAUCAGAGCCCUCCCUGGAGACCGUAGGCACCGGAGCUGAGAAGCAUGGGAAGUUCUGGGAAAUGGAUAUGGAUGUUGAGGCGCUUUUGAGUGAUAUUUUCGCUCCUCAUGAGGACAAUGACAAGGGCUCACGGUGCCCUCCGCAUGCUCCGAAUGCUGAAGUCGAACCCAGACCUUCAGUGACGGAGGAGCCCUUCAACGCUGGACAGCAGACUCAGGCCAGCGAAGUGCAAAUCGAUGUGGAUGACCUGAUCGAUAGUAUUUUCGACUAA
Symbiodinium pilosum is the source of this 3777-nucleotide messenger RNA. NCBI's taxonomy places the organism in Eukaryota, Dinophyceae, Suessiales, Symbiodiniaceae. The record is from the annotation of a GenBank genome assembly.